GCAGUAGAACAUCUAAUGAGAAGAGUGGAAGCUCUAGAUUCUCGUGUGAAUGACAAUAUCGAUAAAACUGAUGCCGUGAUUACAAAACUUCGGACAUUGGACUUAAAAUUGUUUAAUUCCCAAUCGACGCUUUUGCCAACCGAACACAUUGUCUAUGCAGCCAGAACGUCAAACAAUAAAAAUGAUAAUGAAACCAGAGGCGUUCGCACGACACAAACGAUUCACCGAGAUCCAUCAUCAUCGUCCGAAGCUUUAGGCGAGAAACUACUGUCACUCGAUCAAAAGGUUUCCGAUAUCGAUAGCAAACUCAUCGAUUUAAAAAAUCAACUGGAUAAUAACCUUUUACAAAACGACGACAUAAAUGCUGAAGCAAGCGAAAAGAAACCAGUUAGCAUGAGUAUAAUUGAAAUCACGAAAGCGAUGAGCAAUGAAGUGAUAAAUCACAUAACGAUCGAGAUAGAGAAUCUAAGGCAGACCACCGGUAAUAUGGAUAGGAAGUUACAGUUCCACAUGAAUUUGGUCUCUGAUCACUUGGAAGGCGUUUACAACAUGAUGACGGAUGUGCACGAUGCGAUAAUUUUGAGGGGAAAUACAAAUGACCAGCGGAUGUUCAACAUUACGACGACAACAACGGAAACACCACCACCGAAGCAAAGUAAGAUCGAUCGACUCGUCGAACAGAUGUAUCCUAUGUUGACCGUUUCCGAAAAGAUGGACGAAGUUUGGAACGUCGUGGUUGGCACCAAAAGCUCUGUUGACGAUCUUCUGCCAAAGUCGGAAGAGUUACUUACGCAUACGCAAAGACAGGAGAGAGCAAUAAAUGAAAUUCAUGCAGAUUUAAGGUCAAAAACGAACAAGAUUAUCGAAAACUUGGAAGGUGUUGAGAAUAGAUUGAGGAAACAGGAGGACGACGUUGCUACACUUGCUCAACGUCCAAUACCGGCUGAACUGUUACUCGAUCCCACUAUUGAUCGUCUCGUCGAAUACGAUUCGAGUAGAUACGUUGGAUUGUCCGAAGAUGUUACAACGGAGACAACCGUUUCAUCGGUAACGCCAACUACCGUCGUUUCAUCGGUGUCUAUGUCGAUGUCCUCAUCGACUUCGUCUAAUCUGAUACCGACCAACAAUCUCGGCAACUCUACCAGUAAUAUCAAUGGUUCCAACAACAUCUACAAUUCGACCACGGCAUCUGGCAGCAUAUCGAUACCUUCGAGUUCACAAAGGUCUUCGACCAAAAGUCGUGGCGUUAUAUUUCCAAGUGUCAAAAAUAAACCAAGCCCAGCGAAUUCGACCUUUACCACGGAUGCAUUUCUUAGUUACAAGGACGUCAAGGGUUACUCGUGUGUUGAUUUGUUAAACGCUGGCAUGAGAGACAGCGGGGUUUAUUACCUUCAAAUACGCGGUACAACUUACUGGUUCCUCAAAGUUUAUUGCGAACAAGACAUCGCCGAUGGAGGUUGGACGGUUAUUCAGAGAAGAGACGAUUUUGGAGAGCCGAGAGAAAACUUCAACCGAGAUUGGGCUGACUACAAGAACGGGUUCGGCGAUCCAGCCAGAGAAUUUUGGCUUGGGAAUGAGAAUAUAUACAUGUUGACGAACAACGAAGAUUACACGCUCAGAGUGGAACUCGAAGAUUUUGAGGGGAACAAAAGGUACGCGCAGUAUUCGCAUUUUAAAAUCUACUCAGAAGCAGAGUAUUAUAAGUUAGAGAUCGAUGGCUACGAUGGAAAUGCAGGCGAUUCUUUAAAUGAUCCUUGGUACGGUUCGAACAAUAGCCCGUUCUCGACGUACAAUAGAGACAACGAUAGGUCAUCUUUGAACUGCGCUUCCAUGCUAAAGGGUGGUUGGUGGUGGAAAUCCUGCGGGCGCGGAUUAAAUGGCCUUUAUAUAAACGAUCCUCAAGACGUGACCGCCCGACAAGGUAUCGUGUGGUUUCGUUGGAGAGGUUGGGAUUACACGUUAAAACGAGCCACGAUGAUGAUCAAACCAAAAGGACCGUCGGCAGCGGCUUAG
This is a messenger RNA of Dufourea novaeangliae, 2013 nucleotides long. Its product is annotated as angiopoietin-4. The record is from RefSeq and is a predicted model, not a curated record. The transcript is spliced from 9 exons. Bases 16 to 2013 code for a protein of 665 amino acids. Lineage: Eukaryota; Metazoa; Arthropoda; Insecta; Hymenoptera; Halictidae.